AUGGCCUACAAAAACUUCGGUGAUGUGGUUGCGUUUGACACUACAUAUCGAACUAAUAGGUAUGCUAUGCCGUUUGUGCCUUUCACCGGAGUCAAUCAUCACUACCAAUCAAUACUUUUUGGUUUUGCACUCGUCCGGGAUAAAUUGAAGACAACUUUUGAGUGGGUUCUGAGUACUUGGCUAGUGGAAAUGGAAGGCAAAGAACCGUUGGCUAUCAUAACCGAUCAAGAUCAAGCCAUGGCCGCGGCUAUUGAAUCACAACUUCCGAAUACAUCACAUUUGUUAUGCUCAUGGCACAUUAGCAACAAAUUCCCCGAGAAACUUGCAACAUAUUAUUCCAAGGAAGGGUUUAAAUUUGAUUUCAACAAUUGCAUUUAUCACUCUUUGACCGAAGUUGUGUUUGAAGAUCGGUGGAAGACUUUGAUUUUGAAGUACAAUUUGGAAGGCAAUACAUGGCUUCAAAGGUUAUAUGCUUUGAAGCAUAAGUUGGUCGAGGCUUACACAAGAAACACUUCUUCUGCGUGUCAAAAGACCACAUCAAGAAGUGAAGGAAUGAAUGCCUUUUUCGAUGCCUAUGUUGGUUCUUGCACCGGUUUGAAAGAUUUUGUAGAGGGUGCACAAAAAGCUUUGGAGAGGCAAUUCAUGCGUGAGAAAGACGAGGAUUACAAGACGUUUCAUAGAAGUUGCUGCAUGCAAAUGAAAACUGCUUUAGAGCACCACGCGGCUUCCAUUUAUACGAAAGAAAUGUUUCGUAGAUUUCAGGAACAAUUGGUUGAAUCAUCUAAGUACUUUGGGGAGAAAGAUAGAGAUCAGUCCUCGGAAGAUGUUGAAGACACAUUCUACAAAUGUUAUAGACCGUUGAUGCGUGCUUCUCAGGCUUCUCAGAGAACCACGUAUCUUGUAUCAUUCAACAAGGCGUCAUUAUGGGGUUCAUGCAUUUGUAGAAUAGAUGAUCAUGUUGGCAUACCAUGCCGUCACAUUAUUGCCGUCUUGACGAAGAGGUGUGUAGUGGAACUACCGGAACAUUUUGUGAAACGGCGCUGGGCAAAUGACGCCAAUAGAGUUGACGGCAAGUUGCCAUAUCACACGUCCGAAGUUGAAUCACCAUCUCAUGAAUUGACUCCUACGGAAAGAUUUAACCACAUGAUAUUACUUACCAUGAUGUUUAGUCAUAGUUGCAUGGCAUCGAAAGAGCGGUAUGAGUAUGCCGUUGGGGUUAUUAAUCGGGAAACAGAAAUACUUGAGAGCAUGCCUGUUGACGGGGUCGAAAAUGAAGGAGGUGAAAUGGCCGACGAUUCGGAUGAUGAGUCAGUGUCACACGUCAACAACUCAAUCUCGGACUUGGGUGAAAUGUGUGAUUCACCUACUUUUAGCUUCUUGGAGGAAGCAUGUCGUGAGCUCGACGAACUUGCAGAAAUGUACGAAGCACCACCCUACUCGGAAGAAAUGUGUGAUUCACCUACUUUGAGCUUCUUGGAGGAAGCAUGUCGUGAGCUCGACGAAUUGGUACAGAUGUACGAACCACCUCCCCAAUCGGAGGAAGAAGACACCGAGUUGUACCCACUUGAGGAAGCGGCCUACCGGUCAAGAAAUUGGACCGAAGCUUCUCAGUGGUGUGCAAGCGAUAACAUGUUCGAAAGGGUGACGUAUAACUUGACCUCAUAUUUCCUCCCUUUUUUGAACUUGGGUAAGGACUAUCAUGAUGGGCCAAACAAAGUCUCGCUGUGGAAUGGUGGCGAAAUUGUGGAGUGUGAUAGGAUAGCCGACAUUAUGAAGUUGAGGCCUCGCCCGGGCUGCACUCAUGACCAAAUGAGAAUUGAAUAUGUCAAGGGGUGA
Messenger RNA from Daucus carota subsp. sativus, 1836 nucleotides. RefSeq names its product protein FAR1-RELATED SEQUENCE 5-like. The record is from RefSeq and is a predicted model, not a curated record. The transcript is spliced from 2 exons. Gene Ontology annotation, molecular function: zinc ion binding. Gene Ontology annotation, biological process: regulation of DNA-templated transcription. The coding region runs from base 1 to 1836 and encodes 611 amino acids. NCBI's taxonomy places the organism in Eukaryota, Viridiplantae, Streptophyta, Magnoliopsida, Apiales, Apiaceae.